CUAUUCCUAAACGCACGCCACAACCUGAUAUUUUGACUUGGACUACCACUUUGCCCCCCAACUCUCGUUGAAGUCGAACCACUUCCCCUUCUUUUCUUCCUUUCUUGGUUUUAUAUUCUCCCAACUUCGGCCAUUUCCUUUUGUUAUCUUUCUCUCUAAAAAUGGCUUCUUCUCCUCUCUCCCUAGUCUCUUUCUCUCUAACCUUCCUCUUCUUCCUGUCUCCUGCCUUGUCUACAAACUCUGAAGGAAAUGCUUUGCAUGCUUUGAGAAGUAGGUUCAAUGAUGCCACCAAUGUUCUUCAGAGUUGGGACCCAACUCUGGUCAAUCCCUGCACCUGGUUCCAUGUUACCUGUGAUGCUAAUAACCAUGUGAUCCGUUUGGAUUUGGGCAACUCUAACAUUUCUGGGUCUUUGGGGCCAGAGCUUGGGCAGCUGAAGCACCUGGAAUACUUGGAGCUUUAUAGAAAUGAUAUAGGAGGUAAAAUCCCAAAGGAGUUGGGGAAUUUGAAAAACCUUGUCAGCAUGGAUUUGUAUGGCAACAGAUUUGAAGGGAAAAUCCCAAAAUCUUUCUCCAAGUUGAAGUCACUCAGAUUUCUGAGGCUAAACAACAACAAACUAUCAGGAUCUAUUCCAAGGGAACUCACCGGCCUCUCUAACCUCAAAGUUUUUGAUGUUUCGAACAAUGAUCUAUGCGGAACGAUUCCAGUUGAUGGCCCAUUUAGCACCUUCUCAAUGGAAAGUUUUGAGAACAACAGACUUAGUGGCCCAGAGCUGCAAGGACUGGUACCAUAUGACUUCGGGUGCUGAAGAAAGCUGGAAUUCGUUUAUCAUCCUUAAACGACAGUAAUAUUGUACGAUAAAGAAAAAUGUUUGUAUCUCUAAUUAUAUUAUGUAUCCGACACUGGCACACUGUUAAUGUGUGGAUAUGAAUGUAACACUAGCUAUUAAAAAUAAAAUGAUUCUGAGAUUGGAACCUUUA
Molecule: messenger RNA, 978 nt
Organism: Rosa rugosa (rugosa rose)
Lineage: Eukaryota; Viridiplantae; Streptophyta; Magnoliopsida; Rosales; Rosaceae
Product: leucine-rich repeat protein 2-like
Exons: 7
Coding region: 162-806 (214 amino acids)
Molecular function (GO): protein binding
Source: RefSeq, a predicted model, not a curated record